CCCUCCUGAUCCAACAUGGCCGCUGUGUCCAGUCUCUCCAGUGACGCUCAGCUCGGAGACUGACUCGGUUCCUCCGUCCUGAGCCUCUGGACCGCGCCGGACUUCAGCUCCACUCGGAGACUAAUCGCCCGCUUCAGCUCGUCGGUGGUCCCGGUUCGUUUUAGCGGAAUAACCUUCAGCCACCACCCCCUCCUCUGGGCCUUUUUACCCCAAAAACCACCGCUCCCGGGGCCAUGGUUUGAGUCGGAGCUCCCGGGGUUCCUCUUCAUGAACGAUGUGUGAAAACUGCGCCGAGCUGGUGGAGGUUUUAAACGAGAUAUCGGAUGCAGACGGCAGUGAAGGCGGCUUCCAGCUGAAGAAAGAACAUGCUCUCCGAGUGCUGGGCUACAUCAGCUCCUGGACACAGAGGCAAUGUCUCUGCUGCUUCAAGGAGUACAAGCACCUGGAGGUUUUCAACCAGCUGGUCUUCGCCCUCAUUAACCUGGUCAUCACCCAGAUCAGCAGCCUGAGAGACCGCCUCUGCAGCAUCCAGGGCCACACCCAUAAAGGAGGCGCAUCAGGGGGUGAGGGCGCGGGCUCUGAAUGGAGCGGGGGCGAAUCUGCACCCGGACCCCUCCCACAGCCGUCCUCACCCGGGGAGGACGAACCUGUGAAUGUGGAGAGAGACUCUGCGGAAGAGGAUGCUGACACACCCGACCUGAACCAGAAUAAGACCCCGGGUCAGGGGGCCAGCCAGCAGGGUGAAGCCCAGAUGGAAGCACUGGGGCCUGUGGAGAGCGGAAGUGGGUGCGGGGGAGGUAACGGCGGCGACGGGGCCGCCGGCAGCGACUGUCAGGACCCGUUCAGCUCCUGGAGCACAGAAGAGAGGGAGAAACUGCUGCUGUGUGCUGCUAAGAUCUUCCAGAUCCAGUUCCCCCUUUACACAGCCUACAAACACAACACACACCCCACCAUAGAGGACAUAUCCGCUCACGAAAGCAACAUCCUCGGCUCCUUCUGCGACAUGAACGACGUGGAGGUGCCGCUGCAUCUGCUGCGUUACGUCUGUCUGUUCUGCGGGAAGCACGGCCUCUCCCUGAUGAAGGAGUGCUUCGAGUCGGGCACGCCGGAGAGCCUCCCCUUCCCCAUCGCCCACGCCUUCAUCACCAUCGUCUCCAACAUUCGUAUAUGGUUGCACAUUCCCGCGGUCAUGCAGCACAUCAUACCGUUCCGUACCUACGUAAUACGGUACCUGUGUAAGCUGUCGGACCAGGAGCUGCGGCAGAGCGCGGCACGCAACAUGGCCGACCUGAUGUGGAGCACGGUGAAGGAGCCGCUGGACAGCGCGCUGUGCUUCGACAAGGAGAGCCUGGACCUCGCCUUCAAAUACUUCAUGUCCCCCACGCUCACCAUGAGGCUGGCCGGACUCAGCCAAAUCACUAAUCAGCUCCACACGUUCAAUGACGUCUGCAACAACGAGUCCCUGGUGUCCGACACAGAAACGUCCAUAGCAAAGGAACUCGCCGACUGGUUGAUUCACAACAAUGUGGUGGAGCACAUAUUUGGACCCAAUUUGCACAUUGAG
Messenger RNA from Paralichthys olivaceus (Japanese flounder), 1564 nucleotides. The record is from RefSeq and is a predicted model, not a curated record. Lineage: Eukaryota; Metazoa; Chordata; Actinopteri; Pleuronectiformes; Paralichthyidae.